CUAUCAAACUCGUUUACAUCCUGUCAGUAUGUUGAAAAUGUACUUUCAUUUUGACGAAAAUGUAAAUCACACAAUCUGAAUAGCAUACAUAUAGGCCUAUUGUACGUCAUUGGAGUUGACUUGGAUGUGUGCAUGGUGUGACUCCUUCAAAUUAUAGAUUAAAAACAAUACUGUCUCAUGAUAUGUCUGAAGGAUGGUCCAAAAUGUACUCCUGAGCAUGACGAGAAUAGCGACUGCUGUGGUUUUCAUCGUACAGAUACCUAAUGCGAUCGCAUUUGCCAUAGGCUACGACAGAGCCGCCGAGUAUGUACAGGUGCUUCGUGAACAAAGCCGUCCAGUGAAAAAUGAUUGGCGACAGCAUAAUUACUGUAAAUACAUUACAAACUUUGCAUCCCACUUCGGCAAAGAACGGUGUUUGGUGGUUGGUAGCACAAAAGAAGGAACUCGGCUGCGUUCCCGGCUGGAUGAAGGGGACUACGAUUACCUGAUUAUAUCCGAUGUGUUUAUCCCAGCAGAAGCCUUGGAAUACAGGAAAGAAGUCCCCUGCUUUGUCCACAUUAAUGUUGAAAAAAUACAGCAUAACUUUUCCAAUGCUUCUGUUAUUGAUGGGAAAUACCUGAACACCAGACUGUUGAAGGGCUUUGACGAUAGUGUCUUUAAGAUAUUAAGAGGGAUUUACGAUGUCCUGACCAUGCCGUCUUUAAUUCGGUCCUAUAAGGGUGUUGACGUUAAGGUUAACAAAGAGGUGAAGCCCGGUUACAACCAGGUCCACUUUUCUGGAUUUGAAUACGAAGAUGGAGAGCUAGGGUAUGUUCAAGUUCAGGCAGAUAUUCAAGCAAUCAAAGAGCAGUUUAGACACCUUCUUGCACGCAGCGAUAUAUCAGAAGAUAUGAUCUCAGUUUUGAGUAAUAGCUUAUCUCUGAUAGAGGAAUUGCGGCCUGAGGAUAUAUCAAAUUCUCUAACUUUUCAAACCUUUGGUGCUUUGAUAGAAGCUGCAUCUGGCGAAACACUGUCAUCCCUCUACGGAGCUAGUCAAAAGGAGGAUUUUUGUGACGGAGACACCUGUAAUCCUGAUAAAAUGAAAACAGAUGAUGAACAAGGAAAUCUCGAUACGAAACUGAAAGAAUAUAUUACGAUACAUUAUGACUACAAAAGUGGUCGCGAUUUCAUUCCUGCGUUUCCGAUCAAGGGAAAACUUCAGUGUUUAGACGAAUGGAGAAACCGAUUAUUAGAAUCGGUCGUAUUUUGGCCAAGUCGAGAAAUCAUCGACCAAAUCUACGGAAGUGAAUAUUUUGCAAUAGCGAAACCAGCAAUUAUCAAUUCCCAAAUAAAUAAAGACUUUUGCAUCGGUUUUAACAAUGCUGAAAUGAUUCUCGCUUCAUCUUUUUCGGAUGGUCAAAGAGUAUGUUUUUUACUUUUGAAAUCUUUGCAAAAAGGUUUUCUUAAACAAUACUCAGAGCGCUUGACCACCUAUCACUGGAAGUCGGCAUUUUAUCAUGUAUCCGAAACUACGGAGACGGAUUUGUUUACAGACACGGCAGGCAUUUUUCUAGUUUUGGAGAAAGUUAUAAACUAUAUGAUUUCAUGUCUUGAAAAACGCUUUUUGCGACAUUACUUCAUCAAAAGUAAUUUAAUUGCUCAUUUUUCCGAGGAGGAAUCUCAUCGACUUUCUUCUGCGAUUAAAGAUAUACUCUUAGAUCCUGUGAAAACUUUAGAUGUUUACUUUUCCUCAAGGGAAAAUGAUGGGAAACUCACUGAUCACAUUCCAAAUGAACAGUUAGGAGACUUAAAACACCAAGAGGGUGAUUCAUCGCGAGCAACUCAUGCUGAAUCAAUCGUUUCAUUAAUUAGUCGUCUGCAACAAGGAACCGGAAAUGACUCCACGAAGUUCGUGGAAGCCAUUAUUGACACAUUGGCUCUGGUGGUUCAAGCUGAAGCAAACUUUGAUUGCAACAGUCAUGAUCUCUGUCGAGGGAUUCUGAAAGUCACCGGUGAUUUUUUAAAUACGAAGUUUCGGACAACAGAUGACAGGAAAACAUUAUUAAAAGUUAUUGCACCCAUAUUUUUGACAUAUCAGUCUCAGUCAUUCGGAUGAAAUGUUUUACAGUCAGUACCAAAAACUAGAAAAGGCUGAACAGUGAAAAUAUGUUUAUAUUAGGUUUAUUAUUGUUGUAAAGACUGAAAUGUAAUUUCAGUAUAUGAUAUUAUAUUCAUAAUGUGAUAUUGCACUGCACAGUAUAAUGACAUAUAAAUAUUAUUUUACA
Ostrea edulis (European flat oyster) is the source of this 2264-nucleotide messenger RNA. RefSeq lists its product as uncharacterized. The transcript is spliced from 2 exons. Bases 194 to 2095 code for a protein of 633 amino acids. The record is from RefSeq and is a predicted model, not a curated record. Lineage: Eukaryota; Metazoa; Mollusca; Bivalvia; Ostreida; Ostreidae.